CUUGCAAACAGCACAGACGAACAAUUUACUCCAAACGAGCAAACAGCUGAAGUAGCUCCCGCUUGCAGCGCCGAGCAAGAUAUUGUCCAAACACAUUACAGCCCAAGAGGUGUUGUCUUGCUCUAUUUCCAGGGAGACUCCUCGGUAGAAGUCGACAAGCAUUUCAACCGGACUUUUUCAGAGCUGUAUUGCUUGCCAUCUGGUGCGGAAAAAUGUGUUGAUGGAUCACAUCUGCAAGGUACAUUUGCUUUCAAAUUCAGUUCAAUAUUGUAUGCAUAUUUUUGCAAUUCAAUUUUACUCUCGUCUUCUUGAACGCUAGCUGCAUAAGAACAUAAUCCACUUUCAAUUGUCGAUCAAAGUUUAUUUCGAACUUUGCUUAUCUUUCUCUUCACAAAACUGCUUAUAUUCCACUUCCCAAAAUUUCCUGUGACAAAUAUCUUGAGCUCUAGUAGCUUCUUAAGCUAGCCUUACAAGAAUUUGCAGAGGGAAGUAAAAAAUUUGUUGAGAAACUUUCUCGCGGUAAAAUCCUGUUUUAUCUCAGAAAAGGAAAUCGAAGGUGGCGUGUCAAUAAUAAACGAAUGCGUGCUUCUUCCUACCGAGUAACUGUGAGAAAUUUCUGUCUCGAAAUUAAAAGGUGAGAAAAGAUAUUUACAUUAAUGUAAAUAUCUUUUCUCACCUUCUCAAGACAGUCCGAGAAAUGUAAAUAUCUUUUCUCACCUUCUCGAGACAGUUAAUAAUGUCGAACACCCAUUUGUGAUCACCACCCAUACGCGAACAUUUCUCUUACGCAAUCACUUGCCCAAAGUAUGGAAAUUUUCCCAAUCAAUCCACUUCUAUAGUUGGAACCUGUUGUGAGCCAGACCGUCCUCAGGUGAGCUGUCACUUGACUCGUGGUCUCAGUGAUCCUUCUCAGGUGUAUCAGUUAUUGACUUGAAUUACUUGACCCGCUCAAUUCUGACAUCCUUUUAAUACGGUGUAGGAGACUUCCUAUGGUUAACUCAGUGUCUGUUGAAGAUGGGGAUGGUUCAGACUUGUUUCCGAUACAGACCACCACCUUGCUCCCGCAAGCUUUUGGGUGUGGUCGCUUACAUUGCAGCCUGAACCUAUGACAACAUAGGUUAAUUAAUAAAGCCCCGUGCAAACGGACGCAACAUUGUUGGAUGUGACAUGUUGCAUUCGUUUGCACACCCUGUUGCAUGUUGUUGCGUGUUGUUGGGAGUUGUUGCAAAGUUUGAAACCGGUCAAACGUUUAGCUACGUGCAAACGGACGCAACAACUCCCAACAUUGUUGGGACAGCAAUGUCGGGUGUUGUUGCGUCCUUUUGCACUUAGCUUAAAUCUGUAGUCUGAGGGCGAUCGGACCGUCUAAGAAAUUAGGCUUGAUCGAGGCUGAUCAGCAGUCUCCUGGAUGCGGUUUUAAAUAGCUAGAGUUAGCUCAAAAAGAACUUCUGGAGCCAAAUUCACUUUCGACGCCAAAUGCAAUGACUUGACACUUAUCAAAGUGGACGGGCACCAACAGUAGUUGGCUGUGUCCAAACCACCACUAAAACUCUUCCAUGCAAGUAAAUUUGCAUAAAUGAAAUAUUAAGUCAACUUCCGCUAUCAGACACCUCAUCCUACUUCUCGGGAAGUUUUAGAAUGCCCCUCCAAAUCUUGAAUGGAGAAGCCCAAUUGAUUACUGAAGUCAGUUUUUAUUUCGCUGUUUUCGUUCUACUGAUUAAGUUUCUGUAGCUGUACGCGUGACAAGAUGUCAAAGUACAGGGUCCGCCUCUCCCAUGUCUUGUCGAUUUUUCUGUUCAAUCCUAUGAUAUUUCGCAGUAUGUUUCUUUGUCUUUUUGUUUCCUUAGGGAGACCGACUGUUCCUAUGUCUCAACGCAACCUUCCAGCUUCAUUUUGGAUUCCGCCUUCAACAGACCAGAUCCAUCAACUACCAACGAGUUACCAUCGUCAAGGCAACUCAAUGCGUUUGUUCCAGCAAAACGCACCAAGCAGGACAACCUAUUAUAGCACUGGCUGUCAUGCCACCAACGGUUCACAAGUCAGCCUCGAGCGAACCGCACCAAAUGUUGUUCAUACGUAUGCAAUUCCAGUCUCCUAUACUCAGCUCCCCAUGGGGGCGGUGAAACGUUUCCCCCCAGGACACCCCCAACAAGGCUCUCAACCGUCAUAUAAAGCGUCCGCGCCUCCUUUAACACAAGAAACUGACAUUCACUGCAAUGAGGUGCAGACUUCAUUUAGGUUUAAUCCUGGUUACAAUACACUUCUGGUGCAACCCGAGGUGAAACCUCAUUUGCCUGUUGUGCCUGGUGAGCCGUCCAGAGCAAACUCACACGAUGAAAAACGCAACCAUAUCUCACCGAUUUAUCCGGGCGAAUUAAUGACGACGCCAAAGAGAGAAGAAAACUAA
This is a messenger RNA of Porites lobata, 2407 nucleotides long. NCBI's taxonomy places the organism in Eukaryota, Metazoa, Cnidaria, Anthozoa, Scleractinia, Poritidae. The record is from the annotation of a GenBank genome assembly.